Molecule: messenger RNA, 1201 nt
Organism: Calliphora vicina (urban bluebottle blowfly)
Lineage: Eukaryota; Metazoa; Arthropoda; Insecta; Diptera; Calliphoridae
Product: UV excision repair protein RAD23 homolog A
Exons: 1
Coding region: 119-955 (278 amino acids)
Biological process (GO): proteasome-mediated ubiquitin-dependent protein catabolic process; nucleotide-excision repair
Cellular component (GO): cytosol; nucleoplasm
Molecular function (GO): ubiquitin binding; polyubiquitin modification-dependent protein binding; damaged DNA binding
Source: RefSeq, a predicted model, not a curated record
UGUGUGUUUGUGUCAAUUAAAGAAUUUGCACGCAUGUUUUUCGUUUAUUUUUAUUCAUCGAAAUAUUGUGAAAUUUAGUUUUAAAAUAAAUUAAUCUAAUCCAAAGAAAACAAACAACAUGAAACUACAAAUAAAAACGCUAAACCAAAAAUCUCUAGUUGUGGACAUAGAGGAAACCAAAACAGUUUAUGAACUAAAGAAGGAAUUGUCACUGUAUCCCGAUAUUGGUGUCAAACCAGAAUUGCAGAAACUUAUCUAUGCCGGUAAAAUACUCGCCAAUGCUGAGAAGCUAAAUAGCUACAAUAUAGAUGUAAAAAAGUUUUUGGUAAUCAUGAUACUAAAGCAGCCACUGGAAGAGUCACCAAAGGCAGUACAAGCACCGCAAGAGACUGUUAAAGAGGAAGUGGUCAAAGUGAAAGAGCCAGAGACAGAGCAAGAAAAACAAACAGUUAAAACUAAUGAACCAACCACAACCUCGCCAGUAGUAGCACAGCAAGUUGCUCAACCAGAAUUCAAAACACCUACAGCACCGGCUGACAGUAAAAAAGAUGAAUUAGUUGCCCAAAUUGUAGGCAUGGGUUAUCCAGAGUCUGAUGUACGAAGAGCUUUAGCGGCCAGCUUUUAUAAUGCUGAACGUGCUAUAGAAUACUUAAUUGAAGGCAUUCCCACCUCUCCCUCUACACCCGAAGGAGAAAGUUAUACCGAUACGGAUGCUGAUCUAUCCAUGACACCAUUUGAGAUGUUUCGCGGUGAUCCUACAUUUCAAACUUUACGCGAUGCCUUGCAACUACAUCCAGAACUGUUAGAUGCUGCCAUUCAACGUGUCGGCGAAACAAAUCCAGAACUUUUAAAUUUAAUUAGCGAAAAUCAACAAGAAUUCCUUAGCAUGUUGGUUGAUGGUUCCGAUGAUGAGGAGUAUGAUGAUGAUGACUUGGAAGAUGAUGAUGAUGAUUAGUUUAAAGAAUGUCUAGAGUUAGAGUACUAGUAAUUGUUGUAUUUCAGAGAAAUACACAUAAUUAAAUAUACACCAUGAGGUCAGUAAAGAGGUGUAAAAGAAUUGUUAAAAAUUAUGUAAAGAAACUAUGUAGUUCAUUUGUUAUUUUAUUAACAAGUUUAUAGGAGCCAUGAAUUUAUGUUUUUCUUUAUUUUUUUGUAUAAAAAAUCGAAUAAAUUAUUAAUAAAACAUUUUUAUUAUAAAUGA